Messenger RNA from Cladophialophora psammophila CBS 110553, 2019 nucleotides. RefSeq lists its product as uncharacterized. NCBI's taxonomy places the organism in Eukaryota, Fungi, Ascomycota, Eurotiomycetes, Chaetothyriales, Herpotrichiellaceae. The record is from RefSeq and is a predicted model, not a curated record. Gene Ontology annotation, molecular function: metal ion binding. The transcript is spliced from 3 exons. Bases 1 to 2019 code for a protein of 672 amino acids.
AUGGUCAUCUGCAAAUACUUCCUGCAGGGAAACUGCAAAUUUGGUUCCAGUUGCCGGAACGAGCACCCCGGGGGAGGUGGUUUUGCAAGUCAGAACAGAUUUGGCGCUCUCUCAGGCAAUCGAUUUGCUGGUGGAAGCGGUGGCAGCCCCCGGAGGGAUGCCUGGCAGUUCAACCCGGACGAUAUCCCACACGAUCUUGGAGCCGGGAAAGGUCGACCAAAAUGGAUUCUCUCCGCAUACGGGCCAGGGAAAAACCCUCCGGCCUCGCUGUUGGUUGAGAAUGAAUUCAGCUCCGAAGAAGUGCGUGUGAGGUUCUAUGACCUUGCGAGCAAAGGCAAGGAAACUGAAGCCGACCAAGAAGCCAUCGCACUGUGGAACAAGGCAGAACAAGGCAUCAACCAGAUUCUCAGCAAUGCGCGUGAUGUCGAGAAAUUUGUGCUGGAGGCGGAGAAGAAGCGCCCCAACAGAGACGACUUUACGCAAAUGGAUGGAACGAAAUCCCGAGAUCAGUUUAUCAAAGAAAUUGAGUCGCAGUCUAGUAGUUCGAGUCCAUUUGGCGGAGGAACCAGCGGCGGCUUUGGCCAGGGCUCAGCAUCAAGUCCGUUCGCGAAACCCGCUGCAUCGUCGUUUGGACAGCCUACCCAACCCUCUGCCUUCGGGUCUUCUCCUUUCGGAAAACCAGCGUUUGGGCAGAGCGGCUUUGGCAGCGGAGGCUCAACAAGUAGUCCGUUCGGACAGCCUUCAACUGGUGGUGGGUUUGGGUCGUCAUCAAGCCCAUUUGCAAAACCGGCAUUUGGUAGCCCUGGGUUCGGACAGCCAGCUUUUGGCCAAGCCUCGCAACCGACGUCUACCUUCGGACAACCCUCCCAGCCAACAUCGACGUUUGGCCAACCUCCGCCAACAACUUCUGCAUUCGGCCAACCGUCUCAGCCAUCCUCCGCAUUUGGUCAGCCGGCAUUUGGUUCAUCGGGCUUUGGGUCGACUCCUCAGAAGAAUCCUUUUGCGCCAGCCUCGGCCUCAAGUGGCUUCGGUCAGGCUUCCUCUCCAUUUGGCCAACCCUCUCAGCCCGGCUCAACAUUCGGACAGCCUUCGCAGCCUACGUCCACCUUCGGACAACCAAGCCAGUCCCCCUCGACUUUUGGACAGGCCACUCAGCCUUCUUCGACAUUCGGUCAGCCAAGCCAGCCUUCUUCAGCGUUUGGGCAACCAUCACAGCCCGCGUCUGCCUUCGGCCAGCCUUCAGCGUUCGGCAAACCCGCAUUCGGUCAAGCAUCAUCGACAUUCGGACAGUCACCGCAGACUGUAUCCGGCUUUGGCCAAGCUUCUACAUCUACUACCUCACCAUUCGGACAAGCUGCAUCUCCUUCAGCCGGAUUUGGCCAGACCACUGCUCCCGCAUUCGGACAGACUAGUCUGGGGCCCGGUUCGAUAUCUGGAUUCGGCCAAACUACCUCAGUGAAUCCAUUUGCUCCUAAACCUGCCGAAGCCCAGACCAAAGAUGAGAACAUGGAAACGACCACUCCUGCACCUUCACGUCCAGAAUCUCGGGCAAACCCCUUCGCACCCUCCACCAUACCUCCACCUGCUGUCCCGUCCCAAGGUCCGUCAGUAGCGAAGCCCAUCAUAAAUACCUCGAAAAUUCCACAUCCGCUCACCAACCGACCUCCCCACGCCCUGCACUACACACAGACCCUCCCUCUCCAACCCACUCAAAAGGAUGUCUCCGGUCGCCUCACCUUCUACCGCGGCCAACGCGUUGAGUACAUCAACUCCACACCCUGCUAUCGACGCCCUGAUGGCCAAGGGAUGGAAAAAAUCUGGUUUCCUGAUGCGGGAGCCACGCCGGAUGUAGUGGCGUUGAACAAGGAGGAUAAGAUUGAGGAUUGUGAGGGAACAAAAGAGGAGUAUACAGAUGAAGUUAUGGGGCGCUAUAGGUAUCUAUUCGAAGAAGGGAAGUUUCGGGAUGGGAAGAUUCCGUUGGUGCCGCCCUUGAGGGAAUGGGGGAUUUACGACUUUUGA